CUUCCUUUCUUUUUUGCUUCUCCCCUUUUUUUUGAAAAGAUCUUCUAAAGUAUUGCCUCGAAAAAUGAAUCUGAAUCACGACGACAUUCUUGAUCUCCCAAUGCCUAUCCCCCGAGGAAAAUGAACCCUGAACAAUUAUCCACAUCGCCGUCAACACGGCGGCCUGAAGACCGUUACCGCAUCCAGUCGGACCUUGGGCGUGGCAGUUUCGGAUUUGUCCAGAAAUGCUUUGACACUGUCACCAAAGAAAUUGUCUGCUUGAAGACCAUCGACGUCGGCGGAGCGGGAAAUAACUACACGACUUCGGCCUCAUCCCCAGCCGCGGCCUCAGAGGAGAAAAAAAAGAACCAAGUUCUGGAUUUUGCCUUGCAGGAAGUCGCGGUGUUGAAGCAAUUGAACUGUGCGCACAUCGUGAAAUGUCUGGACAGCUUCCGGAAACAAGCCGAUUCCACCAGUAUCUGCAUUGUGAUGGAGUAUUGCGCCAAUGGCGACUUGGCGCAACUGCUGAAGCAGCAGGGAUUCUUGCCCGAAUCCGUGGCGCUCUUGUACAGCAAGCACUUAGCCACGGCCCUGGCACACUGCCACCAGCACAAAGUCCUCCAUCGAGAUUUGAAGCCACGUAUUGAUUUUUAGAUUUUUGUGUAGUGUUUAACACUGACUGGUGGAAACGAUCGAUGCCAUCAACGACAUUCAAAUGACUCUGCGUUUGUUCUUACCUGAACCUGCCAUUCUUUUCGCCUCGCAUGAAUGUGAAUCAAUGUAUCUUUUGUCGCUGUCCUAUCGGCAUGAUGUUCUUGAUCAAAGACCGCCCUCCCUGUCACCACGACUACAGGCAACAUCUUUCUCUCCUCUAAUUACGAACUUCGUCUUGGGGACUUCGGUGUUUGCAAAAUCCAAGACGCGACGGGCGAACUCGCUAGUACCAUGAUCGGGACGCCACUGUACCUGUGCCCCGAAAUUUGCCAGAAUGUGAAGUACGAUGAAAAAUCCGACUGCUGGGGCUUGGGAACGAUUUCCUACGAGAUGUUUACCGGCGUAGCGCCGUUUGCUCCCCGACAAGGGAAUUUCGCAAAAGGCGACAAGAACCAACCGCCCCCCGCCGCUAUGAAACCGGCCGCCGCGAUCAUUCUGCAAAUUGCCACGGCGCAGCUGAAGACGGAGGACCUGGCCUUUCGGGUGAGCAACCGCCACGUGGUGAGCUGCGUGUCGCAGUGCUUGUCAAAGCGCCCGCAAAGACGCCCGAGCUGCGCAGCCGCGUGUCAGGUUUUCGCGAAGGCCAUCGAGUCCUUGAAGCGGUUGGGGCUUUACGAACCGAGGGUGAAUAACCAGCUGCUCUCCGAUCGUCCGGAGUAUUUAGACGGCGACGCCGUUGCAGAAAGUAUCUCAAACGGGCCAUGCGUAUCGAAUGCAGCUGUGUCGCAAAAUAGCUUCUUGUAUGAUAAUCAUUGUGGGGCCGCGUCGAACUCGUCGACCAGUAGUAGGACAAAGGGGGUGAACAAGAUGAAACCAUCUCCCUCGUCCGCAGCCAGCAGCGUUUCAAUCAUAGACCUUAGUGCGGACCAACUGCUCGAACAUGCACCGGAAAGUAAGAAAUCUGCUGCCCGUGGUCCUGGCGCCGGAGCUACAGGCUCUUCUUCUUCUUCUUCUUUCCUUCCGCAGAGACCGAGAAAAGACAGCGACUGCAGUGCAGUCUCGGUGCCUCCUGCUGCUUCUGGCCCAGGAGCUGCAAGCGGCGCGCCACCUCCACCUGUGGUCUCCUCCUCGCUCUUCGGUGCGAAGGGACGAGGUGGAGCGAGCAGUAGUUCCUCUUCCAGUGCGAAGGACCACCGACGGGGAAGCGCGCCUUGCCUAGUAUCAUCUGAUUCAAACCGGUCGUCUUUGUCAAAUUCGCAAUCUGAAUCCCGUCUGGAACCGCACCCCGGCAGGGGAUCCGGGACGUCGAGUACGAACAAGAAUGGCGAAAGCUCUGCUACUUCUUCUCUGCGCGAGUAUGACUACCGAAAGGAUUUCCACAAGGGCUUGAACUUACGGCCGCUGCGGUCGGCGAGAGACAAAAUAGGCAGCAAGAGCGAUCUUGUUCCGGGGGAGGUCGGCGUGAACAAGAAUAAGGAUAAGAAACCAGCUGGCCAGUUGAACAACAAAGAGGUUCCCCUCGUUGAGGGGUUGCAGAGAAACUUAUCUGACAUUCUCACUGUCGUAGGGAAAAUCAAGCACGCGGUCAGCACGCCAAGGGAUUUUCAGAAGAUCACAAGUAGUUCCUCUAGCUGCUGCAUUGCAGAAGUUGGACCGCAUCAAGUGCCGGCGGAAGAAGAGCGUCCGCAUCAGCUCCAGCAGCCUGCUAUAAUCGCAGCCACAGCAUCUGCCCCCGCAGCACCGGAGACAGCAUCAGCAUCACCAACUGAAGAAAAUGAAGAUAAGAGAAAUAAAACGAGCGCUGCUGCUGAUGAACAAGAUCCGGCAAGAACAGCAACGUUUGCCUCGGCUCUUGAAGGCGAGGCAGGGGAGGAGGUGGAACAAGAUGAGGCAGAAACUGUAAAAUCUCUUGAGAUCGUGCUGACGGGGGAAACGGACGUUGCCCAAAAAUCUGUUGCCAAAAAUGUUGAAAGAACUACCGAGACCGAAGAUAGUGUAGUGUCUCGUCGUCGUGAUCAACUUCAACAUUACGAGCAAGAAGAAGACGACUCCGACGAAGAUGCCACGAUGAAGAUCGAACUUCCCCCACCUCUACCGGACCGGUGGUCCCAGCUGCCCCCGCAGCUGCCGAAGGUUGUUCAGCGUGCGGGACACGCUGCUCCGGGUGCUGGGAGCAGUAGUACUUCCUGCUUGAAACAAGAGCAGCCCCUGCCGGGUGAACGAUCGUCCAUCAUCAAGACGAGCCCAAGAACAUCUUCCGCUCCAGCAGUAGAGACGAGUGCGAUGAAAUCCUCGGCAGCUCCUGUCGUCGAGGAAGAAUCAAAUGAACGACGAGAUGAACAAGCCGAAACGAGAACAACGGCGGACGAGGACGAGUUGCUGCGAGGUCGUCCCACUAGCGUAAGAAAUGACGUUACACAGAAGUCUUCUGUCAAGACGGUGGCUUCUCGUUCUCGUCCAGCACCACAACCCGCCGGUCCUUCCCCUGGCGCUUGUAGUUCUACUUCCUCUUCCAGCACCACCGGCGCAGAACCAGCCACUGCGAGUUCAUCUGUCCCUCGACCAUCUUCUGCAUCCCCACCUUCUCCAAGCGACGACAACGGGGGGACGCUGACGAGCACGUUCCACCUGACGACGACCAGCUGUGGAGGAGGUGUGAGCAACGGGAAGGAUCCUGGUGCCUCCCCGAAUAGAAAUGCAGCAGAAGUACUAGAGAGCCCACCUCCAGCUCCACCAUCCAACGCUCCGGGGCACAACAAGGGCAGAGUGUCGGCGAAGAUCUCCGGGAUGAUCCAGCACUGGGAACAGAAGGUGAAGGAAGCAGAAGAUAAUUCUUCAGCCAAAGGUGAUCAUCUUCAUGGUAGCAACGCGACGGGAUCGUCAAUCAUUUCCAACAGCUCAGGCUCGCCGCAGAAAUCUACUUCAAAGUCCACCAGCAGUGCUUCCCCAGUCGUCAGCGGAACCGGUGCUGGAGUCGUUGUUCCUCCUGCAAGUAAAAACAAUUAUAACCUGAGUUCUUCUAGUUCUAGUGGAACUUCUUCUUCUUCCUGCUCGCAGAAUUUUGCUGUGGCUGCGAAGGAGAAGGUGAAAUCCCCAGCGCUACAGGAACUAUUGGCGAAAGACCGCGAAGCGCAAUUUGCAAAUGGGGGACAGCACGAUGACAUAAAUCUCGAGAAGACGCAAGAAAUAAAGAAGACUUCUUCAUUUGGAGUCACCACGACAACCCCGGUGCCCAAGAGGAGUCCCAAGGCCUACAACUUGAAAGACGGCGAAAACUGCUGCAAUGAUCUUCUUCGCACGAACGGGGAGGCGCCGCGGCCAUCUUCGGGAACAAAUCCGCAUGGAGAUCAUGGUGGAAAACAAGAAAAUCUGAAUCGAGUUGGAGGGUAUAGCCCUGCAAUCACGCCGUCGUCUUCUCCGGGCAUUGCUUCGGACGACUUGGACAAGUCGUCGUCGCGCCUGUUUCUGAAAAGGCAGGACUUGUCCAAGUUUCAGCAGUUUUCAGCCACGGAUAGCAAUGCGGAGCACGACCAAAGGAGCAGCGCCGGAAUUAUGGCGGGGGGCAAAGAGAAGAACAACAACGGUUUUGGGACAGCCAAUAACUCUAUGUUUCUGCAAUCUGUGACCAGCCACAGCCAGGACGACCAGCAAGACCAUCUCGUGGCCAACCUUCGAGCAAAAAUCUCCAGCCUCUGGCAGGACUCGCCGGGGGAACAGAAAGAUGACAUUAACAUUUUCGCCGUGCCCUCCGGCGAUGCGACCUUGCGCCGCGAGCUGAAACAGAUUCAGAAAGGACAACAAGCGAGUAAAACAAACAACGCAUCUUCCUCUUCUGGUGGCGCCAGCGGCUUCGGUGCCGGAGGGUCGCCGCACCAGGAACAGUCUUCGCACAACUCCAAAGACGUGGAAUCGCAGUCCUCCGUGUCUGCCCAAGAGGAGGGGAGGAUUAGUGAGGGCUCAGCUCUUCACGGCGACGUCUUUGGAAAGAACGACCAACAUAAAAACCAGAACAGAUUCUCCCCCGCAUCUUCUUCACCCGGCAACCUUCUCACCGCGAAAUCUUGGAAGCAGGAGUAUGUCUUGCAAAAGUUGUAUCUUCGUGCUAGUCCUCCUUGUAUUCGUAAUUGCACUUAAAUGCAAUUUUUUCGCUCGAGUCAAAAGCGAAACGGAAACGAUAGUGGAAUUUGUGUUUGGAAGUUGCCUCAGGAACAAAGAGGUUUGUCAUGCAGUAUUGCAAUUGCUUCGAGCACGAUACAACAACUUUUGCAAUGGAUAAAAAGGCGAAGGCGACGAACCUGUUGCCGUUUCGGCCGGAAGUUGAAGUAGUGACGGAUGUGAGCAGCCCGGCAAUCGACUACCUGUCGCUGGCUAGGGAGGUUCUGCGGAAUAUCAUUUGUAAAAACGUACCCACACCAGAGUCAGGAUGGGGAUUUUGCAACACAAGCCUAGGAGUUUUGUGAGUCACGCAUGACAAGUCGCGCUCUGCAGUGUAGUGCAGCCAGGUUAGCAAGUGCAGCCGCAUCACAGAUUCAUCUGCUCAUCCUGUUCACAGCAUCACAAAUUCCAAAACACGACUGGAAAUGGCUCUCAUGGGGAUGCGCAUUACAAGUCUUCCUGUCUGUGCAAAUCUGCAUUACAACUCUGGUGUGGGUACGUUUUUACUCAGGAUACGGAAAUCACGGGAGGUCACCGACAAGGACCUGUGUGAGGUUUCGACACCUGGUGUGCCACAGCAGGAGGAGCCGGCGCAAAAAAUGCAGCUAGUACAACGUGGCCAACAGGUCGGUCUCGGUGCGCCGUUAUUUUCUGGGGCAUCACCACGGUUGUCGGAGUGCCGGUUUUCGGAGACCAACCUGAACCUGUUUAACCCUGCGCCAAGAACCACGACAGCUGCUACUGCUACGACAGGACCAACUCGAACUGUAGUAAGUGUCUCCUCCUCUUCUUCGUCUGCCUCUGCUGGUCUUCACCAGCAGCCAAAGACAGCAAUUGGGGCGCCGAAGAUGAGCCCACCUGCAGUGGCCAUUGUCCCGGGCGUCCCGAGGUCGCAGAUCUUAGAGGACUUUCUAUCCAAAGAACGGAAACGAAACGAGCUGCACUUCGGACGGCCGGAAAAACCAAUUAUAGCAAUAAAUCCAGCGGGGGCACCUGGCCGGUUGCACGACCGAGAGAACACCAGCCAUCUACGUGUAGUACGUCCGCGGUGGAGCGGGCGACACCAGAGCGACAAGAAUCUGUUACACCCCCGGCCGAAGAUUGAGAAGCCCAAGCCCAAAUCGUUGCCGCAACACCAUCCAUCCUCCUCCGCGAGCAGCUUCAGCCGCCCGAAGACACGACUCAAACAGCGCAUGUCCAUUGCAAACGCGCCGCAUCACACCGCUUUGACGAAGAGCCAACGGGUGCGGGCGAACUACGGCAAGUUAAAAAGCACGGCGACUGGAGGGAUGGUGAACUAUGGUAGUGGAGGGGGAAUCCGGCCGGCCAGGAGCGCGAGCAGCAAGUGUAUUUUGCACGUGCCGGCGGGGACGGGAGCUGCAGCUGUUUCGAACAACAGCAAGAGUAAAACGCCGUCGCCGAGUGAAAGUGUUGCUAAGGUAGUUCUCUCCACUCCGGCAGCUUUUGCUCCUGCCGCUUCCCCUCCUCCUGCUUCCUCGUUGAAAGUACUGCAGCAUCGACCGAGACUGGACCAGACCCCUGCGGGAGUGGUUGUGCAGAAGAGCAAAGUGAUGAAGAUGGGUAUCAAAACGAGCAGUGACAGCUGCGAUGAUGUCGUUGUGUCUGCACCACGACCUACAGCAGGUCCUUCAUCCACCGCGUCUAGUAAUAGUAGAGGCGGGGCCGCAAUAAAUACAGGAACAGGAGCAGCGCCGGCGAGUUCGUCCUCUUCGUCCUCGUCGAGACCCGUUUGUAAUGCAGGCGGGCAAGCGCAACCCCAUGGUGCCCAAGCCGCGGGCAUGAGACCCGCAGGAAGGAGAGUCACUCGCGAACACGUUUCAGCAGGUACAAAUCAAAAUGUAAAAAAAGCACCUUCACCUCCAGCGCCAUCAGGAGUUGCCAUUCCUUCUGCAGCAGCAGCUUCGACCAAGUCGAGCGCGCCACCGUCGUCCUCAAUAGAUGCAGCUGCGCGGGGAAGCAAGCGGGCUGCUGGAGGUCCUGGUGGGCCGCGGGUUUCUGCAGCUAAUAAACCAUAUCGUAAGGAAAAAUCCCCCCUCCCCAUAUUGAAAAGGUAUGUUUCCGAAAAUUUGUGUUGCUGAUUUGAGGCCACAAAUCACAUUGAUCUUGCAAGAAGACAAGGGCAGAAGCUUCCGCCCUACUUUGGAAGCAAUUUGUCAUGCUGUUGAGCCUAAAAGGGAGCCGCUUGCCAUGCUGAGCAACUAGAUCCAUACGCCCCUACCUAGCCUGGGGAUCUGGCCGCAAUGCCGCCCUGCAAUACAAAGCUGAUUUGUGUACACAAGUGCAGCAUCAGAAAUUCCGUUUUGUUAUGGGGAGGGGGGAUUUUUCCUUUCGAUAAACCAGCGUCGUCUACUACUAGUGCCACAGCUCGUGGAAAGUCAAAAGGGAAAGCUGGUGGUGUCACAGCUAGUGACACUCCGACGAGUCGAAAUCCGAAAAACACGAAGGCUUUUAUUGCGAAUAGUGCGACAAGAAAUUUCUCACAGUCACACCAAGAUGCACAACACGCGGAUCAUGGACAUCAGGAGCUACUACAGAAGAAGUCCGUCCAGUCGCCGAGUAUUUUCCACCCGGCCAGCCGAACCACGACAAAGUCCACCACGGCGAGUGGUUUGAGCGGCAGCGGAGCUAAUGUGAAUGUCGGACUUCUGCUGGCGCCGGCGCAGCAGGUUCAGGCCAAAACGCAGAUUGAGUUUCAUCAGAAACAGCAGGAAGAACUGCAGGCGGGGACAGAAGGAUGGCAACGCGUGCAAAACGAAAUAGCUGCAAAGGAAAAGGUGGUGGACAUCAUAACCCGGGACGAGCACAGUCGCGCUUCUGCAACUACAGUACCACGGGGGCUGCUCGGCCAUGAUGAGUCGUCUCAGCUUGAUUGUCUUGCGAAGGCGAUCAAAGUCGAGCAGCCACCGAGUUCGGACUCGGAUUGAAAAUGAAAUUUCGAUGAUGAUGUAGUUCUUACACUACGAAGGAAGAAUGAAUGAACCGUAUUCGAGUGUAGCUGAACUUUUUGCUCGAUGUAGACAAUGACAGUGAGGGGCAUGCGCAGAUGAACUCCAUGAAUCUCUACCUUGCCAUGACAAAGACAAGCCGACGUGAGUCUCUCUUCAUUUCUGCGGAAUGAACUACUGCAGCAGGUGUCUACGAUCGAGGUUUCAUUUUUGGUCGCUCCGCUGUGAAGAUUUCUUUGCUAGCAGCUAAAGCACUUAUUCCCACUGAAUCUUUGUACUUCGACAGCCGCGAUUGAGGAAAUCGGGGGCAAAAAAAGGAACGCCAAAG
Amoebophrya sp. A120 is the source of this 8082-nucleotide messenger RNA. NCBI's taxonomy places the organism in Eukaryota, Dinophyceae, Syndiniales, Amoebophryaceae. The record is from the annotation of a GenBank genome assembly.